UUCCCGCCUCACGGCGGGCUGCGGUUGGCUGGGCCGCGCGGCGGGGGUGCCCCCGCGCGAGGAGCCCCGCGACCGCCGGCGGCGGGUGGCGGCGUUCGCCAGCGCCAUGCACCGCCUGGGCCGGGCGUUCCUGGGCGGGCUGGCCCGCGCCCGGGCCUGGCGGCCGGUGCCGCGGCGGGGGGCUGCGGCGAGUGGCGAGGAGGAGCAGUUCGUCUUCCCCGAGUACGAGCCGGAGCCGGUGCCGGAGCGGAGGGAGGCGGCGCCCCACCGGAAGGCGGAGCCGGUCGCGGAGCGGCGGCGGGGGCCGGGGGCGGCGGGGCGGCCCGACCCGUCGGUGCCGCCGAGCGGCGUGAGCUGCUCGGGCUGCGGGGCCGAGCUGCAGUGCCGCGACGGCGCGGCGCCGGGCUUCCUGCCGGCGGAGAAGUACCGGAGCCUGGCGGGCGGCGCGGCGGGACUGCGCGCCGCCGUGUGCCAGCGGUGCUGGCUGCUGGCGCACCACGGCCGGGCGCUGCGGCUGGAGCUGCCCCCCGAGCAGCACCGCCUUGUGGUGCGUGCCGCGCUGCGCCGCCCGCCGCGCCACGGCCGCGGCCCGCUCCUCCUCUACCUCCUCGACGUGCUGGAGCUGCCCGACCCGGUGUUGCCGCAGCUGCCGGCGCUGCUGAGCCCCACCGCCCCCGCCGCCGGCGUCCUGGUGGUGGGCAACAAGGUGGACCUGCUGCCCCGCGACGGCCCCGGGCACCUGGGGCGGCUGCGGUGGCGGGUGGCGGCGGCCUGCGCCCAGGCGGGCCUGCGCGGGGCCCCGCUGGUGGGCAUCUGCCUGGUGAGCGCCAAGACGGGCUUCGGCCUCGAAGGGCUGGUCAGCCAGCUGCAGCAUUCCUGGCGGGGCGCGGGCGACGUCUACCUGCUGGGCGCCACCAACUCGGGCAAGUCAACGCUCUUCAACGCCCUGCUGCGCUCCGACUACUGCAAGUCCCGCGCCCCCGACGUCGUCGACUGUGCCACCGUCUCGCCCUGGCCAGGAACAACACUCAAUCUGCUAAAAUUUCCAAUCAUUAACCCUACGUGUGACAGGAUAUUCCGAAGGCAGGAAAGGCUGAAAGCAGAGGCGGAAAAAACAGAAGACCAGCUGAGUAAUGAAGAAAUAAAGUGCCUUAAUCACCUUAAAAAGCAAGGUUACUUAGUGGGAAGAGUUGGAAGAACAUUUCAACGGCCGAAGCGUAGCCCUGUGGUUGACUUUGACCCUGACGCGCUCUCGUAUAGCGUAGACGAAGAUCCUGGCUAUCCCCCUCAGAAGCGCGAAGAAAAGGAAGAGUUCACGUACAAUGAAGUGAAGGAUGCUCGCUGGUGUUUUGACACACCAGGGAUUGCAAAGGAAGACUGCGUUUUAAAUCUUCUGACAGAGAAGGAAGUAAAGCUGGUUUUGCCAACGCAUGCCAUCGUUCCACGGACUUUCAUCCUCAAGCCAGAGAUGGUCUUGUUUUUAGCAGCCUUGGGACGUAUAGACUACUUACAGGGAAAAAAACCCGCCUGGUUUUCUGUCGUGGCUUCUAAUCUGUUGCCAGUCCACGUUACUACCAUGAGUAAAGCAGAUGCCAUCUAUGAGAAGUAUGCUGGCAAGGAGUUACUGAAGGUUCCUAUGGGCGGUGAAGAGCGAAUGAAGGAGUUCCCCCCGCUUAUCCCUCAGGACAUUACACUGGAAGGAAUUGGUACCACUGAGGCAGUCGCGGACAUCAAGCUUUCCUCCGCAGGCUGGGUGGCAGUGACAGCUCACCCGCAAGAGAAACUGCUGCUGCGAGCCUACACUCCCAAGGGUACUGCGCUGGUAGUGCGGGAGCCUCCCCUUUUGCCAUACAUCUGUAACAUCAGAGGUGCUCGGAUCGCAGGCACUGCUGCCUAUAGGACCAAAAAGCCUCCUUCCCUGGUGGAAAACUUGAAAACCACAGGGAGCAGAUAGCAACCAAAGUCUGCGCCCUUUGCUGUCUGAGAAAAGCAGAAGAUGGAGGGAAAAAAAAAGCCUCUGGAGAGCCUCGUUGCUUAUUGAUGCUCAGGAGAGCUUGGACUCCCUUUAAAACACAAGCAUGUUCUGGAGAGCAAACCUGGGGGAAGUAAAGCAUCUCAUUCAGGACUGCACAAGCCCUGGUCUGCUGAGCUGCAGCCAUCUCAAAUGAGGCGAGUGGUUGGUACCUUGUGGGAGGUGAAAUAUAACUUUUCCCUGGGACCAGCCAGUGUCUAAGAGUUCCCCUUCCCCCCUCCCUCUUGAAAUAUAGGAUGGAAACUCAUUUGCCUGCCCUGGGCUGGCUCUGUGCUGCUUGUGGAGUAGGACUUCGCAGACCUGCUCCCUCUGGUUAGAAACUGUCUCGCCUGGCCCUUAGAGGCCUUAUGGUGUUGCUAAAGUUGGUGGAGGUCGAGGGUGUCAGCCUACUGGUUGACAGUAAAUCAACAGCUUACAUCUGCAACUUUAUACUGACCAGAAAUGAGGUCCUUUCAGUCCUUCAACAUCUGGGGCAGACUAAGGAGUACAGCGCCCUGCUUUUGGAGAUGGGAAGGGUGAAUUAACAAAAAGCAGGGCUGCUCACGUGUGUGAAGAGGAAGCUUCUGCAACUCGCUGCUUUGGUUUGAUCUCUGUAGCUUGUGUAAAGAUUUCUGAAACUGCAGGUGUAUAUUAAAACCUUUCAAAGAUGUUUA
Molecule: messenger RNA, 2685 nt
Organism: Dromaius novaehollandiae (emu)
Lineage: Eukaryota; Metazoa; Chordata; Aves; Casuariiformes; Dromaiidae
Gene: NOA1
Product: nitric oxide associated 1
Exons: 7
Coding region: 107-1954 (615 amino acids)
Molecular function (GO): GTP binding
Source: RefSeq, a predicted model, not a curated record